This is a messenger RNA of Setaria italica (foxtail millet), 1404 nucleotides long. RefSeq lists its product as uncharacterized. The record is from RefSeq and is a predicted model, not a curated record. Bases 1 to 1218 code for a protein of 405 amino acids. Gene Ontology annotation, cellular component: chloroplast. NCBI's taxonomy places the organism in Eukaryota, Viridiplantae, Streptophyta, Magnoliopsida, Poales, Poaceae. Gene Ontology annotation, molecular function: double-stranded DNA binding. Gene Ontology annotation, biological process: regulation of DNA-templated transcription; chloroplast organization. The transcript has 2 exons.
AUGUCAGAUCCCGCGACCACCAUUGCCGCCGGCCCAAGCUCAGGCGUCGCCGCCGAACACCACCUCCCCGACCUUCUCGUCCCCAACAAGCAGCCAAAACGAGGUCGUGGUGAAGCGGCAGGAGAUGGACGGCGGGUGGUGGGAGAUGGGCGGCGGCGGCGGGAGUCGGGCGGGAGAGAGAGGGCAAUAAAUGAGAGGAAGACAGCCCAGAAGGCUUUCGAUGGAGCAUCCAAAGAUAACAGGAAGGCAUUCGAGGAGAUCUCCAACUGCCGUCUCAACUCCGCCUCCAACCCCGACGCCAUCCUCGCCCUGCUCUCUGGCGUCGGCCUCUCCCGCGCCGACAUCGCCGACAUCGUCGUCGCGGACCCGCUUCUCCUCCGCUCCUCGCCCAAGAACGUCGGCCCUCGCCUUCUUGCUCUCCGCGACCGCCUCGGUCUGUCCGCUCCCCAGAUCGUUCGCUUCCUCCUGGUCGGCUCACGCGCUGUCCGCGGCUGCGACGUCGUUCCAAAGCUCGAGUUCUUCAUCUCCUUCUACGGCUCAUUUGAAAGGCUCCUCGUGAUCAUAAAGAAUCACAGCUGCAUUCUAUGGUCAGAUCUUGAAAGGGUGAUCAAGCCUAACAUCGCGCUGCUUCAUCAGUGCGGCCUAAGUGGUCGAGAUAUUGCCCGGCUUUUCUCAAUCAGAGCCAGGGUGCUUGUAUUCAGACCAGAGAGCAUCAAGGAGUUAGUGCAACGCGCGGAAGAGCUUGGGGUUCCUUGCAGCUCGCGAAUGUUCUGGCAGGCGGUGGUGGCCGUCUCAAAUAUCAGCAAAGAGAAGGUUGCUGCCAGGCUCGAACUUUUGAAGAGUACUCUUGGUUGCCACGAGAGUGAAAUUGCCACUGCAGUGUCCAAGAUGCCAAGCAUUCUAACAAUAUCUGAGGAGAGCCUUCACCGCAAGAUUCGGUUCUUGAUCAACGAGGUUGGACUGGAGCCUCAGUACAUUCUGCAAAGGCCUGCCCUGUUCGCAUAUAGCCUGGAGAAGAGGCUAGUGCCCCGGUAUUGUGUCAUGAAGGUCCUGCUGGCUAAGGGAUUGCUGGAUAGCAAUCGGAGUUUUUACACAUUUGCUAUAUAUGGAGAGGAGACUUUCAAAUUGAGGUGCAUUGACAGUCACCAGGACUCUGUUCCUGGGCUUGCAGAUGAUUAUGCCACAGCUCGUGCUGGUGUUGUGCCGUAUCAACUUUGAACACCUUAAAAUGUUCCAAUCUUUUUCAUACUCUAGGCAGAUGGUAUAACUGCAACUCACGCUCAUUAGCAGCUGUCAAUGGUGCGGGCAUUCCCAAUUCUUCUUUCUGCAGUAGAACUAGUAAUCUCUGACUGCUCAUAGCCCAAGUUUAAGUUAUGGUUAUCUAUUAUUCUGUCAAGGACCUUA